AUGUCUUUGCAGGUGCUGGAUGAAGACUCGAGAUUUAAUCUUCACAAUAUUCAACAGAUGCGACGUCAGCGAUUGAAAACCUUGAUAAACAAGCUCUGCCGAUUCUGCAUUGAUUGUUACAGUGACAUUUCUCUAGUGAUCGCUGGCUAUGAGCUAACACCGCAAUCCGAACCACCACGGGUAGCUAUGUACUAUAUCAUCGAAUUCACAAUGCACCAAAAGCCAAGACUUAAUCCCUUUAACGUCAGGGGCAAGCGAAAGGCCACACUUGGACGCAUGCUGCAGGAUUAUCUAACAGAUUGUAAUACCGAUGGCUAUGUGUCAGAGUUCGGGCUGGAGACAGUGACUGACUCCCAGAAAGUUUGGCAGGAAGAGAGCCGCAAAUUCAAGCUCAAUUGCAAACAGCCUGUCUUGGAUGAUAACUUCCCCUCUUCUAAGACUGACCUGGUAUGA
This is a messenger RNA of Coccidioides posadasii C735 delta SOWgp, 453 nucleotides long. Lineage: Eukaryota; Fungi; Ascomycota; Eurotiomycetes; Onygenales; Onygenaceae. The record is from RefSeq and is a predicted model, not a curated record.